Messenger RNA from Argiope bruennichi, 3838 nucleotides. RefSeq names its product retinoblastoma-associated protein-like. The transcript has 24 exons. The record is from RefSeq and is a predicted model, not a curated record. Lineage: Eukaryota; Metazoa; Arthropoda; Arachnida; Araneae; Araneidae. Gene Ontology annotation, biological process: cell morphogenesis involved in neuron differentiation; cell differentiation; regulation of transcription by RNA polymerase II. Bases 211 to 2640 code for a protein of 809 amino acids. Gene Ontology annotation, cellular component: Rb-E2F complex; chromatin; nucleus. Gene Ontology annotation, molecular function: RNA polymerase II transcription regulatory region sequence-specific DNA binding.
UUGUCUGCAUGUUUCGCGGGCUUUUUCAGUGGGCUCGUCCGAGUUUCGUAAUGUGAUUCGUCAAAUUUUGUUGCUAUCGUACCUCAUGAUAGUCGUCUAAUUUCCGAAUACUAGAAGUUAUUAUGACUUGCUUACUAUAAGAAUCAUCGAAGAAUACCAUUAAUAUUUAAAUGCUUUGGAGAACUUGGUUUCAUUGUUAUCUACUUGAAUAUGGAGACUCUCAUUGAGGAAUUUCAACUUUUUUCUUUUGACCUGAAACUUUCUUCUGCUGUGAAUGAUAGUGCAAGACAAUUUUUGCAUGAUGUUAUGCCAGUUUAUCUUAAAUGUGGACAAAAGAUUUCUAAGAAAGCUUUGUUGGCAUGUGCAGUUUUUGUGUCAGUUCAAAAUAACUUCCAUUCCUUUCAUGUGGACCAAGAAGGAAAUAAUUCACAACCAGAAAUCACUGUUUCUCAGCUGUUGGAUAAAGCUGAUAUCAAUAUCAUGGAAUUCUUCAAUGUUACAUGUUUCUUGAAGAAGAACUACCCUUUAAGUGAUAAUGUGAAGCAAAAUCUUAUUGCAUUGGAACGGAAGUAUCUUAUUGUUUCAGCACUCUUUGAUAAGUUUGAAAGCAUGUCAACAGAAAUUUUCCAUCUUGACACAAGUUCACCUACUCCAUCAAAUCACUCCAAUCCAGAAGCAAAUACUCUCCUGAAAAAGCACAAAACUCUGUGCUGGAUGCUGUUUUUGGUAGCUAAGGCUAAAGUGCUGUGGCAUAGGCAAGAACUUCUAGCCACUUUUCAUUUAUUGCUCUGCUGCAUUGGAGAAGUCAUCAGAGUCACUCCUUCUUUCAUGCUUUUGCCUCCUUUUGAUAGCAUUGUUGCAAAGAAUGAAGAUUUAUUGACCAUUUUAGACGUUUUAAGUAAUCAUUUUCACACAAAAUCUGAGGAAGUGAAAGCUGUGUAUGAUGGAUGGUUGCAUGUUGCCAAUGAAUUAAACAUUGGUUCUAAGUUUCCUGAGGUUCAAGAUUUGCAGUUAAUCUAUCUUCAAUUGUAUAUUCAAAGUGGUGAUGUAGAUGAGAGUCUCUUUUUAGAAAAAGAUUGGCAUUUGUUACCAUCUAUAUCUGAAAAAAAUCAUUCUCCACGAAAAUAUCCUUUAACUUUGAUCAGGAGAACCCUUGACACAUCUGAAGCUCUCAAUACCAUAUUACUUUCUGCACCAGAUGAUUUAACAGAAAAUCUCAGAAAUACUUUACAAGAGUGCUCUGUAGAUGCAUCAAAUGUUAUCAGAGAUUUCCUAAGUCAAUCAAAAGCCACAUUUAUUGCUGAGUUUAUGCAAGCUCAUGAAGGUAGUGAUAAAAGUUUAGCUGAGAGGAGAUUUCAGUUGGCUUCCAAGUAUUAUUAUCUGAUGCUGGAUGCUUUGCUGAAAAAAGAAGCAGAACGUUUGUCUGCUCCUGAAUUCACCUCUUUUAUACAAAAUGUUGUUUUUCAUAAAUCUCUCUUAGCUUGUUGUUUGGAAGUGACUCUCAUGUCUUGUGGCUCAAUAGGUCCUGUCAAUUUUACACCAAUUCCUCAUGCCGGGUCUUUUCAAGCACAAGGUGUUGGAUUUCCUUGGAUUUUGAAAGUAUUUAAUUUAGAGGCUUUUGACUUCUUUAAGAUCAUAGAAUGUUUUAUCAGAGGUGCUCCCACCAUCACCAUGCAAAUUAUCAAUCAUCUGAAAUUUAUCGAAGACAAAAUCCUUGAUUCUCUUGCUUGGGUAAAUGGCUCUGCUGUUUUUGGUGGAUUAUCAGGAAAUGGUUGCUCUCCUUGCUGCAAAGCAAAAUAUUCCCCUGUGCCUUCUAAAAGCUACUGGUCUCCCAAUAAAGAUCCUUCUCAGAAAACACCUGGAACUCCCCAUGCUUGCCAUGCAGUUAAUUUAUUUCUCAACAAGGUGAGUCGAUUAGCUGCACAGCGAUUAGAGAAAAUGUGCCUUCGUCUGCAAAUUGAAAAGGAAACUCAAAGAGAUAUUUGGGUUUGCAUUGAGCAUGUACUUUAUAAGAAAACUCAUUUGCUUCAAGAUAGACACUUGGAUCAGAUCUUAAUGUGCUGUAUUUUUGCUGUAUGCAAAGCUAAGGACCAGGAAGUUCGUUUCAAAACUAUUCUUUCUUGUUAUGAUCAGCUGCCUCAUUCUUCUGUUUCUGUUUAUAAACAAGUUUUAACUGAAGGGAGAAAAGAAUAUAUUUUUAGAUUUUAUAAUAAAGAGUUUUAUUCGGAAAUGACAUCAUUUGUUCUUAGUCAUUGUGGAAACAGAAGUGAUAGUACUUCACUUAUUGUUUCUCAGUCACCUGUGAUCUUAUCUCCAUUAUAUAGUCUACCUACCAAAAAGAAUAUUUUUAUUUCUCCUUUGCAAGAAUCACCAUUUAAAAACCCAAAUGAAGUGAUCUACCGAAAGUUGCCUUCGUAUACAUUUGGUUCCUUACAAUCUUCAAAAAUGCUGCAAGACAUUAACAUUUCUCUGAAUAAAAUUCCUCCUUCUAAAGAAAAGGUUGAAACUAGAGGCAAAAAACGUCUGACAUUUGAUUCUGAAGAUAUUGAGCCCAGAUCUGCCCUCAUGAGUGCCAGAAAAUUUCUUCGGUUUGAUGAUACCGACAGUACCGGCGCCUUUAAAAAGCCAAAACCUGUUUGAUUUUUCAUAUAAUUUAGUUAAAGAUCUAAUAAUAAAGAAUAUAUGAAAUAUUCUUUUGUCCAAACCUGUAAGGUCAAUGAAAUAAUAAUUGUACUUGUUUUUUUUCCACUUUUUUAUUUUUUGCUUAGUUUCUUUCUAAGUAAUUUGGAAGAAACACAUUGUUAUUAUGCUUAUUUGAAUUUGUUGAUGCAUAACUGUGUUUAGAUCAUUAAAAUAUUGAGUAUUUGUAUUAAUUUAUAUAGAACAUUCUAUCCUUUUUGCAAAGCAAGUAAUCAUAGAAUUGUUAAAGAAAAAUGAAUUUAAAUAUAUGCCUUAAUAGUAAAUGUUUAUUUUUUGUAUCAUUCUUGAUAAUUUUGUAUAUAAUGAAUGAACUUCUAAAAUAGAUGUUACUUUUUCAGCCAUUUUCAAAUGGAACUUAAAAUUCAAUGCAAAGGAAUUUUUUUCCUGCAAAUUUAUAAAAUAUUUGUGUUUUUUUAAAUCCUGAAAAUGUAACAUUGAAUUUUCUUUAAAUGUAUAAACAAUGUUUCUAUUUUAUUGCUUGACUUGAAAGAAAAAUCUUCACUUCCUACAUUAUUAAUUUUUACUUAUUUAGAGAAUUCCUUGAUCUCAGUUUCAUUUAAACUCUAUGAUUAAAAUUAACCAGUCUCCUAAUAUUUAUUUAUUUACUACUGUUUGAUAAAAAAAUAUUUGUGUAUGAUUUAAAAAUUAGAAUGCUAAUUCCAUUUAUAUGUAUAGAAUUGCAUUGUAAGAUGUUGAUUGAUUGCUAGUCUUUAAUUUAUGUGUGAUGUCUUGUGGUUAUUUUUCAUAGUUAAUGUGAUAUAACAUGAAGAAAAUAGUAUCUCUAAACAGGUAAAUGGUUAAAUAAAAGCAUAUGACAUGAAUUUACAAUUAUUAAUGAAUUCAAAAUAUCAAUAUUGUUAGUCGUUAUUAUAUUUUUUUAAACAAGUGAUCAUAAAAAUGUGUUUAUUAUUAUAAAACAAAAAUUGUUAUUUUUCAAUUUUUUUCAUUUAAUUAAUUUGUAUUAUUAACUAAAAAUUAUUUAACUUUCUUAUCUUGUUUGUUUUUGUCAUGUUUGUGCUAUUUUGUUUAUUCAUUGACAUUUAUUAAAUAAUCCAUGCUUUUUCAUGUUUGUUAUAAACAAACUUAACAAAAUGUAGUAUAUUUUCGUUAUAUGAGAGUCAACAAAAGUUUUAUGUAU